Messenger RNA from Leguminivora glycinivorella, 555 nucleotides. Its product is annotated as hemolymph lipopolysaccharide-binding protein-like. Gene Ontology annotation, cellular component: external side of plasma membrane. The coding region runs from base 1 to 555 and encodes 184 amino acids. NCBI's taxonomy places the organism in Eukaryota, Metazoa, Arthropoda, Insecta, Lepidoptera, Tortricidae. The transcript has 6 exons. The record is from RefSeq and is a predicted model, not a curated record. Gene Ontology annotation, molecular function: carbohydrate binding. Gene Ontology annotation, biological process: biological process involved in interspecies interaction between organisms.
AUGAAAAUGAAAAUGAAAUAUUUUUUACUUGUUUUCUUUUUAAACUGCCAGGAGGUCUCGGCGGUAAUGGAUCCCGGAUACGAAUACAUCGACAAAGAGAACACUUGGUUGCGCCUACAUAUCGCCCCUGCUGCUUGGCAGGAUGCCUUCCUCCGCUGCAAGACCGAAGGUUACGAAUAUAAGCAUAACACUGGGAGCUGCUACAAGUUCCACCGGGUCGCCCAAACCUGGCAUCGCGCUGCUAGAAUAUGUCAUGCAGAAGGGGGACAUCUGGCUAUUAUUAACAGCAAAAAGGAAUCGCAGGAGAUUAAAACCAUUUUCGAAAAAAAUCCCGGUAGCACUAUUUUUGGGGCAGAACAUGACUUUAUUGCGCUUAUUGGUGCGUGGAACUGGAAUAUUCAAGAUGGCGAGUGGCUCACUGUAAAUGGCCAAACACUCGAGGAAGCUGGAUUUGCCGACAGGCAACCUAACAAUUUGGGUGGUGACCAGACAGUAUUGGCCGUGGAUCGGGCGGGCAAGUUAAAUGACAUCUCACCUCAAGUCAAAGAAGCGUAA